This is a messenger RNA of Trifolium pratense (red clover), 1263 nucleotides long. RefSeq names its product B3 domain-containing protein Os01g0723500-like. The record is from RefSeq and is a predicted model, not a curated record. Lineage: Eukaryota; Viridiplantae; Streptophyta; Magnoliopsida; Fabales; Fabaceae. Gene Ontology annotation, molecular function: DNA binding.
AUGGAUGUCGCACUUCCCAAAACAUUUUCAAACAAUGUAAAGAAGAAGUUGCCAGAAAAUGUGACUCUUAGAGGUCCUAGUCGAGUUGUGUGGAAGGUAGGGCUGACUACUAGAGACGAUACCUUGUACUUCACGAACGGUUGGCAACAAUUCGUGAAAGAUCACUCUUUGAAAGAGAAUGAUUUCCUUGUCUUUAAAUACAAGGGUGAAUCACACUUUGAGGAUUUAAUCUUUGAUGGAGAAAGUUUAUGUGAGAAAACAGCUUAUUUUGUCGGAAAAUGUAGACCUGCUCAAACUGAACAAGGGGGUAGCAAGGCAAAGGAUACUGCUUCGAAUGGUGGUGUAGAAACGCCAUUAGUUGUACCUAUUGGAACUAACAAUGGAAAGACUUGUAAUGCUGGUGUUGAAUCUGCUUCCCCUGAGAAAUUAACGGUUGAUGCACUCACUAAGACCACAACUAUACAGUUUCCGUUCCAACCAACCGGCAAAAGGGCCGAGAAACCUGUUAAUGAAGUUACGCCUGUCCAGACUAAGAAGCGAGGAAGACCACCAACAGCAGGUAAUUCUUGUGAGAGAGCACAUUCUUGUCAAAUAUCGAUCACGGCGGUGCCAUACUUGGAUAUGACGGUGCCAGCUGUCGACCAGUAUGGCGGGUUUUUAGCAGAUGACAUGGGAUUAAGCCCAAAGUAUGGAGAGUUUAGAAACAAUAAAAGAGAGAAUGAUGAGGUGGCAAGGAGCGAAAGUCAGGUAUCUAUCUUGAAUAGAAGUGGCAAGGAUGAUGACCAUUAUAUUCCUAGCAGCGGAGCUUCACUUUCAAGGUCAUCAAUAUGUCAUGAGAAAAAGAUAGCCCAGUCAUAUACCUCCACUUUUCCAUAUUUUGUUAAAAUAAUCCAAAAGUUCAAUGUUGGAGGUUCAUGUUUGCUGAAUAUACCAUCUCAAUUUUCGAAAGCACACAUUCCAAACCGCAUAAUAAAGAUUAUUCUACAUAAUUUGAAGGGAGAACAGUGGACUGUUAAUGCUGUUAAUAUAGAUUCUAAUGUGUAUAGAUAUCACUCUAUACGUGGAGGGUGGAUCGAUUUCGUUCGUGGCAAUGGCAUAAAGGUUGGAAAUGUCUGCAUUUUCGAACUUAUGUGUGAGAAUGAAUUAAGUGUUCGUAUCGCUGAGGUUGGAAAAGAUGGGCUAGACAUCCAGGAUGAAAAACUAGAUUUUAGUGUGCCUAGUGCAAGACAAGAUGUUCGUAAACGAAGGCAGUGGCAAGGAUAA